This is a messenger RNA of Nematolebias whitei (Rio pearlfish), 641 nucleotides long. Its product is annotated as cytochrome c oxidase subunit 5B, mitochondrial. The transcript is spliced from 4 exons. Gene Ontology annotation, biological process: mitochondrial electron transport, cytochrome c to oxygen. Gene Ontology annotation, cellular component: mitochondrial envelope. Lineage: Eukaryota; Metazoa; Chordata; Actinopteri; Cyprinodontiformes; Rivulidae. The coding region runs from base 38 to 418 and encodes 126 amino acids. The record is from RefSeq and is a predicted model, not a curated record.
UUCAACUGCGACCCGUCAACAGCGAGAACUUGGAAAAAUGGCUGCAAGGUUACUGCUUCGUUCUGGCCUUAGAGCUGCUGUGAGCUGCCGGGCUGCCCGGGUUCCUGCUCUGAGCCGCGGGAUGGCGGCUGGAGGGAUUCCCACUGAUGAGGAGCAGGCCACGGGACUGGAGAAGAUCAUCAUGAAUGCCGCGAAGGAGGGAAAGGAUCCAUACAACAUCAUGAAGCCAAAGAGCUAUCCUGGCACUAAGGAAGAACCCCACCUUGUUCCCUCCAUCACAAACAAGAGGAUUGUGGGAUGCGUUUGUGAGGAAGACAGCACCUGUGUGAUUUGGUUCUGGCUUCACGAAGGCGAGGCCCAACGCUGUCCAUCAUGUGGUGUCCACUACAAACUGGUUCCUCACGAGCUCCCCCAUUAGUAGCAAGAUUUACACAGUACCACUAUGACUUGUUAACUAGCCGUUCCACCUCCUGAACAAGAGUCGAGACUAAUUUUACCUCCUUACCUCCUUUGAAAGUUACAUUUCCAGAUCGGAUGGUUUGGGGACUUUUGGAUUGAGUCUACGUCGAUACAUGCACUGUAUGAUGUUACACUCUGACCAUUUAACUCCUUUUGUUGAGACAAUAAAGCGCUGAACUCUU